AUGAAUUCGCCAAACCGUAAUGCAUGGAAUAGGCAUAGCAAUCAACAAGGAUAUCAAACACCAUUGAACACAGUAUUGCCAAACCAUGAUGCAUGGGAAGAGUAUGGCAUUCUACAGGUAUAUCAACCACCAUUGAACACAGGUACUUCUUGGCCUUCCCAAGCAUACUAUCAAGAACAGGGAGCCAAUUCAGCUUCUCAGUAUCCGAGUCAGCCAGAUGCAUCAGCUACUUCUGGGUCAGCAUUGCCAAUAGUUUGGGACCGUAAUAUGGCGAACGAUCCGAACGUGCCCAUCGAAAGGGGUCCAAUGUCCAACCAAUAUGCCAACGACCCUGGAUUUUAUUCAGUUCCAGUAUACUCCCCCGGGGGCCCAGAUAGAUCAUCGAAUAUACCAAUGUCAAACCAACACCCAGGCGACCUAACAGUUCCCGAUCCACCCGCGGUAGAGAACCCUCCAGUAAAAUAUCCAUGUAAAGGGGUCUCGCCAGAUAUCAUUUGGGAAUACUUUCUCCGUUCGGAUAUGUUUUCCGUAGACCGGAAGCACCUGAACCCCCCGAGCUUCAAACUUAUCGAUGUUAUCGAUCUCUACCUAUUCACGAGGCUGUGCUCUAGUCUCAAACUGACGGUAAUGAACCCUCCUUCGGACAUUAAGGUCUAUGAACACAUUGCAAACAUUAUGAACAGUCCGUGGUUGGAGAGAAACACGUCUAUAUUCCCGCAACGCCCGCACCUUUCACAACCAUAUACGACUACCAAUUUUUACAAUUAUACCAUGGUGGAAUUAAUUUUCGAAUCCUUUCAAAAUACCAGCAAUCCUCAUCGGGAAAUGCCAGUAAUGGCGGCCAUUACGUGGUUCGACGGCAUAGAUGAGAAUGAUCGGUUUACUUAUCUCUUGGAACCUCUUUACAAUGCCAUAAACCAAUAUUACAAUGAACGUGAAACACCCGAGCUUAUAGCUCUAAGAGAUAUAGUUUGGGAAGCCAACGAGUACUCAUUCACGCGUUCCGAAACAUCCAAUGCCGUUGUCGAGCCACCAGCUCCAGAGCCUAACCCACCUACUCAGCCACCUGAAUCUUCACAUAGGUCUUCACAUGGAACUCCACGUGGAUCUUCGAGUUCGCAAGAUAGAACAGGAUACAUUGAGGAAGAACGGGAAGAGAGAUGCCACUUCAGAAAGCAUCGUUAA
This is a messenger RNA of Sclerotinia borealis F-4128, 1185 nucleotides long. Lineage: Eukaryota; Fungi; Ascomycota; Leotiomycetes; Helotiales; Sclerotiniaceae. The record is from the annotation of a GenBank genome assembly.